Lasiodiplodia theobromae is the source of this 1383-nucleotide messenger RNA. RefSeq names its product Choline dehydrogenase. Gene Ontology annotation, molecular function: flavin adenine dinucleotide binding; oxidoreductase activity, acting on CH-OH group of donors. The record is from RefSeq and is a predicted model, not a curated record. The transcript is spliced from 4 exons. The coding region runs from base 1 to 1383 and encodes 460 amino acids. NCBI's taxonomy places the organism in Eukaryota, Fungi, Ascomycota, Dothideomycetes, Botryosphaeriales, Botryosphaeriaceae.
AUGUUGUCUCGACUGGUCUCCCUCAAUCGUCCCAUGCUUCUGUAUGGUGCUGCACUGUUACUUAGCCGGCAUGUUCACUCUCAAUCCAUUUCCGGCGUCACGCCGGCCGACGUCGCCAACAAGACGUACGACUUUGUUGUCAUUGGCUCCGGACCAGGUGGCGGGCCGUUGGCGGCAAAUCUUGCCAUAGCAGGCCAUUCUGUCCUGCUCUUGGAAGCGGGUGAGGACCAUGGUGAUACUCUAGUCCAGCAGGUUCCCGAGCUUUAUCCUCAGGCAAUCCAUGUCCCUGACCAGCGCUGGGAUUUCUUUGUGCGAUACCAUGCCAACGAUGACCUGCACAACAAUUACGAGUAUUUUACUUGGCGGACCUCGAACGGGUCGUACCAUGUGGGCCAGAGCCCUCCACCGGGAUCGGAAAGACUUGGAGCAUACUAUCCGCGUGCCGGAACGCUUGGAGGAUCUGCGACCCGCAACGCCAUGAUUUCCAUCCAACCUCCUGCGAGUGACUGGGAAUAUAUCUCAAAUAUCACUGGGGAUGAUACUUGGGGACCUUCGAACAUGCAUCGGUUGUUUCAGCGCCUUGAGCGCAAUCAUUACUUGCCCAACGGCACCGAAGGACAUGGCUUCAGCGGAUACCUUGGACAGUCUCAGCCAAACCCUGCAGUUGUGGAGCAGCAGCCCCAGUUCUCAGAGGUUCUCGAAAGCCUCGCCGCCGAGUUAGGUCAUAACGAACCCGUUGAAGAGCUGCUUCGUGGGGACGUCAACAGUGCGGAUCCGCAACGGGACACGACGCAGGGACUAUACGGUUUCGCUCAACACAUCGACGCACAGGGCAGGCGUAGUGACGCGCGCACGCGUGUUUACACGGUCUCCACGGCUACCAAUCCAGAUGGCUCAAAAAAAUUCCCCCUGGACGUCAUGUUCAACGCUCUCGCCACUCGCGUCUUGUUCGACAACGCCACUGCAGGAAAUACGCCUAGGGCUACUGGUGUAGAGUUUCUUUGGGGGUCUGCGAUGUACAGUGCCGAUCCGCGGUACAACGCAAACUCGACUGGUGAAUCGGGUAUCGUGAGGAUAAAGAAAGAAGCAAUCGUCUCUGGCGGUGCAUUCAACUCACCUCAAAUUUUGAAGCUGAGUGGCAUAGGCCCAGCUGACGAACUAUCACAUUUCGAUAUUCCCGUCAUUGUGGAUCUGCCGGGAGUUGGCAACAAUCUGCAAGACAACUACGAAACCAGCGUUAUUGCGCACGCCUCAACCGACUUCGAGAACAACGGACCUGCUUGCACGAUGGGUACCACAGAGGACGACCCCUGUCUUGAGCUUUGGCUUUCCAGGGGCAUUCCGCGGCUUCUACCCUCGAGCUCCAGGGAUCCCUGGCCCUGA